Messenger RNA from Brassicogethes aeneus, 1260 nucleotides. The record is from the annotation of a GenBank genome assembly. Lineage: Eukaryota; Metazoa; Arthropoda; Insecta; Coleoptera; Nitidulidae.
UGCACACUAAAUUUAAAAUUAUCUCUUUCCUUAUCAAAAUUAAACGGCAAAUACACCAGAGGCAUCAACAACUUCGCUCUAGCAGUUCCCCACAAGCUUACCGAACAUGGGCACUUUGAAACUUUCCAGCUACCGCACUUUGUGGAGCACACCUAUGGUAAAAGAAGGCGCAGGGAUCUCACAACAUCCGAUAAAAUUCACUAUGGGGUCCAUUUGGAUGGUAAACUUCACCAUUUGGAGCUGAUUCCUAAUCACGAUUUUGUGUCGCCAAGUUUGGUUAUUGAACACCGAGAUCCAACCGUGCGUUUGAAUGAUCAGCAGUUUAGAAAAUAUGAGCACAAGAGGAUGUGCCAUUUCACUGGAAAUGUGAAAAAUGUUAACGGUUCUAAAGUGGCUCUGUCCGCGUGCGAUGGUUUGGCUGGGUUCAUAUCUGUGGACACGGACAGAUAUUUCAUCGAACCUUUGGCAGAACACGUUCCAAAUGAUGAAGGACAACAUCUACACGUUGUUUAUAAAAAAUCGACGAAGCAUUCUGAUUCUCCCACAUGCGGAACUAAGAACUGGGAAGAAUCCUGGAAGCAAAGGUUCCGGGAAAAAUACGCAGCUGAGGGUUUUAACCAGACAAAAAGAGGUCUUAAAAGUGAACAUAGAUACUUGGAGACUGCUGUGGUUUUGGAUAAAAAGUUUAUUGAACAUCACAAGAAGAUAGACUAUGAGACUUAUGUGAUGACUUUGAUGAAUAUGGUUUCGGAUUAUUAUCACGACGCCUCAUCCGGAAACCAGAUGGAUGUGGUGAUUGUCCGGAUAAUUUUUUUGGAAAAAGAAGAGGAAGAAAUCGAUCUUAUUAUUAAUCCGGAUGCAGACAAAACUUUAAGAAGUUUUUGCAACUGGCAAAUAAAAAUAAAUCCCAAGGAUAAAGAGAAUCCCAAUCAUCAUGAUAUAGCUGUAUUAAUAACUAGAUACGACAUUUGCUCUGACAAUAUGACGAAUUGCGGUUUAAUGGGGUUAGCGUAUGUUGCCGCCGCCUGCACCGGCAACGAUCCCUGCGCGAUCUGCGAGGAAGGAGGACUGGUCACUUCUGUUGUCAUCGCUCACGAAAUGGGUCAUGUAAUGGGGUGUUCACAUGAUAAAGAAGGCGAAUCGAGUUGUCCAGCCCAAGACGCAGACGAAUCAUUUUUUGUAAUGGCUCCUUACGUUAACCUUUUUACGUUAAAAUGGUCGACAUGCAGUAAAGAAUUCAUGACGGCAUUGUUUGAGUAA